AUUAGGGAACGCGGUUUCGCGGCGCACUGCGUAAUUACGUUCGUAAACGUCUGUGGUUACGUCACGCACGUUCCAUAGAGCAGGAAGUGUGAUGUGGCUUUGAUUCACAACAAAAAUGUCGGCCAUUUUCAACUUCCAGUCACUGUUAACAGUGAUUCUCCUCCUGAUCUGUACCUGUGCCUAUGUCCGAGCGAUGGCUCCCAGUCUGCUAGACAAGAACAAGACCGGGCUUCUAGGAAUUUUCUGGAAGUGUGCUAGAAUAGGUGAGCGGAAGAGCCCCUGGGUGGCCUGCUGCUGUGUCAUCAUGGCUUUCAGUAUAUUGUUUCUACAGUAGCAGUCCAAAGAACACCAGGAAUGGAAACAUUGGGGAAAUGAAGAGACAACGAGGCCUGGACAGUAUGAUCCUAGAAGCACAACAGGACAUCCAGUGGUUGUCACUCAGAUAAUGUAAAAACGGAAAGCCGUCACCACUCAUCGCAGCCACGGGGAGAGAAAAUGGGUCUUGUGUAGGGGCCCGGGGAUGAGCUGAUAGCCCCAGAGUGUGUCAAGAUCCCUUCACGGACUUCCACGUCUGUCCCUGUGUUUGCUUUUGUGGAAUGUUUACUCUAGAUGUAUGUGUGUGGGGGGCCAAUGCUUUCUGUUAUCUGCCAUUCAGUUAAAGGAAAAAAAAGUCACAUUCUGGCAUCAUUGGUGGGAUCAAAUGAAUACAUUGUUUGUCCAAACAUUUCAAACAGGUUUUUUUCCCCUUUUCAGUUUUUCACAAUUGCAUCGACAAGGACCCUCAUAAAUGUUCAUAACUAUUAUGCGAUUCACUUGGAGGUUUAUAUUUGUAAGCUGAGUUAGAACGAGCUGCGAUUUUAAAUAAUCUCAGCACUCUUUGUAACUUCCGCCCUGUUUGUUGUAUCUAGAAAUGGUGAUCAUAUUACACAGCAAACAGAAUGAUAGCAUAGCUAUUGAGGUGGCUAAUUGUCCUACAGAUUUGCCUCAAAGAGCUUCUGAUGUUUUUAAAGUCAGUCAGUUUGCCGCUAUUUAUUAAAGGAGCUUUUUGGAAGUCUGGUUUGAGAAGGCUGGUUUUUGUCUUUUUUUGUGAUGAAACCUGUUUAUAGUGAUAAUGCCACACUGUACGGUGUAGUGUGACUUAAAACUUAAAAAUAUAUUUUUUCUUAGAACAUUAAAGAAAAAAAGAAAAAUCA
This is a messenger RNA of Centropristis striata (black sea bass), 1193 nucleotides long. It is a transcript of the gene tmem167a, whose product is annotated as transmembrane protein 167A. Gene Ontology annotation, biological process: protein secretion; intracellular transport. The transcript is spliced from 4 exons. Bases 116 to 334 code for a protein of 72 amino acids. Lineage: Eukaryota; Metazoa; Chordata; Actinopteri; Perciformes; Serranidae. The record is from RefSeq and is a predicted model, not a curated record.